AUGGGUAAGACACAGAAGAAAAAUAGUAAAGGUCGUUUAGAUAGGUACUAUUAUCUUGCUAAAGAGAAGGGUUACCGUGCCCGUUCAUCUUUUAAGAUUAUUCAAAUUAAUGAGAAGUUUGGUCAUUUUCUAGAAAAAUCUAAGGUUGUUAUCGAUUUGUGUGCUGCUCCAGGUUCUUGGUGCCAAGUUGCAUCUAAAUUAUGUCCUGUGAAUUCAUUAAUCAUCGGUGUGGAUAUUGUUCCAAUGAAACCAAUGCCAAACGUCAUAACUUUUCAGAGUGAUAUCACAACAGAAGACUGUAGAUCCAGAUUGAGAGGUUACAUGAAGACCUGGAAAGCAGACACUGUUCUUCAUGAUGGUGCUCCAAAUGUUGGUUUAGGUUGGGCCCAAGAUGCUUUCACACAAUCUCACUUAACUUUGCAAGCUUUAAAACUGGCCGUUGAGAAUUUAGUAGUCAAUGGUACCUUUGUUACCAAAAUUUUCAGAUCAAAAGACUAUAACAAAUUGAUUUGGGUGUUUCAACAGCUGUUCGAAAAGGUUGAAGCCACCAAGCCACCAGCUUCAAGAAACGUUUCUGCAGAAAUUUUUGUGGUAUGCAAAGGGUUCAAGGCUCCUAAAAAAUUAGAUCCAAGACUGUUAGAUCCUAAAGAAGUUUUUGAAGAACUUCCAGAUGGUCCACAAAAUAUGGAAGCUAAGAUUUAUAAUCCUGAAAAGAAAGUGAGAAAGAGGCAAGGUUACGAAGAAGGUGAUCAUCUACUAUACCAUGAAUGCUCUGUACUCGAUUUUGUUAAAUCAGAAGACCCAAUAACAGUAUUAGGUGAGAUGAAUAAAUUUACUGUUGAACAGGAUGACCCAGAAUGGAAAAUCUUGAAAAGGCUAAAACAAACAACAAAUGAAUUCAUGGCAUGUAUUGAAGAUCUUAAAGUCUUGGGUAAAAAGGAUUUCAAAAUGUUGUUGAAGUGGAGGAAAGCCUCUAGAGAUAUUUUAGGUUUAGAUAAAGACGAAGACAAGGGAGACAUUGAAAUAGAACCGUUAAAUGAAGAAGAGCAGAUUGAAAAAGAACUAAGAGAUCUACAAGAAAAGCAGAAACAAAAGCAGAAGCGUGAAAAGAGAAGAAAGAACGAGGAGAAACAGAAGGAACUAACUAGAAUGCAAAUGAACAUGUUAACUCCAACGGAUAUUGGUAUCGAAGCUGCAAACAUUGGUAGAGAUUCUCUAUUUAAUUUAAAAACUGCUGAAAAGACUGGUAUUUUAGAUAAAUUGGCGAAGGGUAAGAAGAGAGUUAUUUUCACUGAAGAUGAAAUUGCACAAGAUAACGACCUCCAUAUUGAUGAAAACAUAGUCAUUAGAGAUCGCCAUGAUAUGAAUGAAGUUGAUGACUUAGAAGGUGAGCUAAAUGCCAUGUAUCAAGAUUACAAAAAUAGAAAAGCCGAAAGAGAUGCUAACUUUAGAGCAAAACAAGCUAGAGGUGGAGAUGUGGAAGACGAAUGGACCGGCUUUGAAGGUACCAAAGACUCGGAAGAUGAGAAUAAUGAGCCUAAGGACUAUAUUGAAUCUGAUGACUCUGAAUUAUCCGAUGAAGAUGAUGAUGAGGCGAUUAACCAACUUAUCAGUAAAUUGAAGAGUCAGAACAAUGGUUCCAAAUUGAGUAGUCAAGCCAAGGCCUUGUUCAGUAACCCAUUAUUUGAAAAUGUGCAACCUAUUCUACAGUCAAAGACUGAUGAUGUAGUGGACUCAGAAAGUGUUGGGGAUGCAACCAAGAUUAGCAAUAAAAGAUCUUACAAUGAAAUGAAAAAAGAGGAUCUAUCAGAUAGCUCGGAUGAAGAUUCGUCCUCUGAAUCUGACUUUGAAAUUGUUGCCAAUGAUGAAAGCGAUGGCGAUAUUGAUUCUGAUUACGAUUCUGAUGAAGAACGAAAGAGAACCACCAAAGAGAAAUAUGAUAAGGAUAUUGAUAUUGCCACUGUUGAAGCAAUGACAUUGGCUCAUCAAUUGGCACUUGGUCAAAGAUCUAAACAUGAUCUGGUCGAUGAGGGUUUCAACAGAUAUGCGUUCAGAGAUACUGAGAACCUUCCAGAAUGGUUCUUAGAGGAAGAAAAGCAGCAUUCAAAGGUUAAUAGACCGAUAACUAAAGAAGCUGUAAUGGCGUUGAAGGAAAAAAUGAAAGCUCUUAAUGCACGCCCGAUUAAAAAGGUGGCAGAAGCCAGGGCAAGAAAGAAAAUGCGUGCUGUUAAGCGUUUAGAAAAGAUUAAGAAGAAGGCAGGCUUAAUCAAUGAUGACAGUGACAAAUCUGAAAAGGAUAAAGCGGAAGAAAUCGCAAAGUUGAUGCGUAAAGUUACAAAGAAACAAAAAACUAAGCCUAAGGUUACAUUGGUGGUUGCCCAUGGUAAAAACAAAGGUCUAUCAGGUAGACCAAAGGGUAUCAAAGGUAAAUAUAAGAUGGUUGACGGUGUACUAAAGAAUGAACAGAGAGCAUUGAAACGUAUUGCUAAGAAACACCAUAAAAAGAAAAAAUAG
Nakaseomyces glabratus is the source of this 2514-nucleotide messenger RNA. RefSeq names its product 27S pre-rRNA (guanosine2922-2'-O)-methyltransferase (gene SPB1). Gene Ontology annotation, cellular component: nucleus; preribosome, large subunit precursor; nucleolus. The record is from RefSeq and is a predicted model, not a curated record. NCBI's taxonomy places the organism in Eukaryota, Fungi, Ascomycota, Saccharomycetes, Saccharomycetales, Saccharomycetaceae. Gene Ontology annotation, molecular function: rRNA (guanine) methyltransferase activity; rRNA (uridine-2'-O-ribose)-methyltransferase activity. Gene Ontology annotation, biological process: maturation of LSU-rRNA from tricistronic rRNA transcript (SSU-rRNA, 5.8S rRNA, LSU-rRNA); maturation of 5.8S rRNA from tricistronic rRNA transcript (SSU-rRNA, 5.8S rRNA, LSU-rRNA); rRNA methylation.